This is a messenger RNA of Patella vulgata (common limpet), 1304 nucleotides long. Its product is annotated as alpha-methylacyl-CoA racemase. Bases 121 to 1263 code for a protein of 380 amino acids. Lineage: Eukaryota; Metazoa; Mollusca; Gastropoda; Patellidae. The transcript is spliced from 7 exons. Gene Ontology annotation, molecular function: catalytic activity. The record is from RefSeq and is a predicted model, not a curated record.
UCUGAGUUAAAUUUAGAAUUAUCGUGUUACUCGUUCUGACAAGACCAAAGUUCACUGUAAAACUCCCAUCGAGCUACCACGACCAAACAUUCUUCUUUAUAUAGAAACCAGAAUCCGAGAAUGGCAUUAAAAGGCAUCAAAGUUAUAGAAAUGGCUGGAUUGGCGCCAGCACCGUUUUGUGGAAUGAUUUUGUCCGAUUUUGGUGCAAGAGUUAUAAGAGUAGAUAGGCCUAAAACACUGAUGAAUGCCGAUCGUUUGAGUCGAGGUAAACAAUCAAUAGCGGUUGAUUUAAAGAAACACGAAGGUAGAGAGGUAGUACGCAAAUUAUGUCAGACUGCUGACGUACUAUUAGAACCCUUCAGACCAGGUGUAAUGGAGAAGCUAGGAUUAGGACCAGAGAGAUUAAUGAAGGAUAAUACAAGUUUAAUUUAUGCUAGAUUGACAGGUUAUGGACAGAAUGGUUGUUUAUCACAUCAAGCUGGUCAUGAUAUUAAUUAUAUAGCUACUUCGGGUGUGUUAUCAAGUUUAGGAAGAAAGGGAAGUAAGCCCCAUGCUCCUAUUAAUCUUGUUGCUGAUUUUGCUGGAGGUGGUAUGACCUGUGCUCUAGGUAUAAUGAUGGCGUUGUUUGAAAGAAAUACGUCUGGAUUAGGUCAGGUGAUAGAUACCAGUAUGGUCGAAGGUUCCGCAUAUAUAUCCAAGUUUCUGUGGUCUACUAGAGACAUGAUGAUCUGGGGUAAAGAAAAGGGAGAUAAUUACCUUGAUGGUGGUGCAGCUUUCUACGAUACGUAUAAAACAUCUGAUGAUAAAUAUAUGGCUGUUGGCUCGUUAGAACCACAGUUCUUCAUACAAUUAUUGAAAGGUUUGAACCUAGAAUCGGAAGAUAUCACUCAAUUUGAUGAUCAGAACGAAAUGAAAAAAACAUUCACACAGAAAUUCGCCACAAAAACCAGAGACGAAUGGACGGAAAUAUUUGAAAAAUUAGACGCUUGUUGUACACCCGUAUUAAGUUUAGACGAAGCCUCGUCACAUCCACACAACGUGGAAAACAAAACAUUUUUAAAAUCCGACGAUGGAAACGUGGAGCCAGGUCCAGCUCCGAAAUUAUCGAGGACACCUGCUGUAAAUAAGUUAUUACCGUUUCCAGUGAUUGGUCAGGAUAGUGUGGAUAUAUUAAAGGAAAUGGGUUAUAAUGAGAAUAAUAUCGAUAAUUUAAUCAAGAAUAAUAUCGUAGAGCAGAACAUGACGACAAAAUCUAAACUCUGACAUGAACAUUAAAUAAAGGAUAUAUUUUUGUUAUGGUUAAA